UACUGUCACAGGUAAUAUAUAAACACUCUUCUCGACUUUAGGGUUUAUUUUCUUUCGUGAAGCUCUCUAGCCGUCGCUGCCUACAUCCUUGCCUCAAAGCUUUCACGGGAGCAGAAGAGCAGCCAUGGCGGAACAGACUGAGAAAGCUUUCCUAAAGCAACCAAAGGUCUUCCUCAGCUCGAAGAUAUCUGGAAAGGGAAAGAGACCUGGAAAGGGUGGAAACAGAUUCGUGAAGAACAUUGGCUUGGGCUUCAAGACUCCUCGUGAUGCCAUUCAAGGAACCUACAUCGACAGUAAAUGUCCCUUCACUGGAACUGUUUCGAUUAGAGGUCGUAUCUUAGCGGGUACUUGCCACUCUGCCAAAAUGCAGAGGACCAUUAUCGUCCGAAGGAACUACCUUCACUUUGUCAAGAAGUAUCAGAGGUAUGAAAAGAGGCAUUCGAACAUCCCUGCUCAUGUCUCACCGUGCUUCCGUGUCAAGGAAGGAGACCAUGUCAUCAUUGGACAAUGCAGGCCUUUGUCCAAGACUGUGAGGUUCAAUGUGUUGAAGGUGAUCCCAGCUGGUGCUUCUGCUUUCGCAAAGAAGGCUUUCACUGGCGCUUAAGAGUGUUUUUUGUUAUGCUAGUUUAUGUUUCUUGAUAGACCUAAACUCUGUUGUUACCCUUUUAUCUUGAAGUUUCAGAUUUUAAUGCACUGAUUUUGUUUACUCUUC
This is a messenger RNA of Raphanus sativus (radish), 712 nucleotides long. RefSeq names its product 40S ribosomal protein S11-3. Gene Ontology annotation, biological process: translation. The coding region runs from base 125 to 604 and encodes 159 amino acids. Lineage: Eukaryota; Viridiplantae; Streptophyta; Magnoliopsida; Brassicales; Brassicaceae. Gene Ontology annotation, molecular function: structural constituent of ribosome. Gene Ontology annotation, cellular component: ribosome; cytosolic small ribosomal subunit. The record is from RefSeq and is a predicted model, not a curated record. The transcript has 6 exons.